CCAAAGGGCUUUUGCAGUCAWUCCCUGUCCUCAYUAUCCCCUUUGACAAGGUGGGGGUAGACAUUAUUGGCCCCAUGUCCAAUAAAACACAAGAUGGACAUCAAUGUAUUUUGACUGCUAUUGAUUUUGCUACCAGAUACCCAGAAGCAAUUCCCUUGAAGGAAACAAACUCGAAAACGGUGGCAAACGCGUUGCUUAACCUGUUUGCACGUGUGGGGUUCCCUAGAUCAAUUGUCACUGAUCUAUCUAGAAACUACCUUCAUGUCCCAGAUGAUGCAAGAGAUAUUCCGAACCUGUGGGAUAAAGCAUCUAACGUCCACUCCGUAUCAUCCGCAGACCAACGGCUUGACAGAAAGGUUCAAUGGCACCUAAAUCAUAUGCUGAAGACAUACGUCCAUAAAAAUCCCAAUGACUGGGACAGAAAACKGCAGCACUUAUUAUUUGCUUAUAGGGAAGUGCCCCAGGAAAGCACAAAGUUUAGUCCCUUCGAGUUGCCCUAUGGGAGAACACCUCAUGGGCCCAUGGACAUUUUGAAAGAAGCAUGGACUGGAGUGGAGCAGAUCCCAGAGACUGACAUCGGUAGUUAUAUUGAGGACUUGCAGAGACAUUUAUCAACCAUAAGGGACUKUGUAGCCGAGAGUCUGUCGACUGCGCAGCUGAGACAGAAGGAGCAGGCAGAUCUCCACGCAAGACAUCGGACUUUGAAUGUGGGGGAUAAAGUGCUUGUAUUAAAACSAAGGUCAAAAAGAAAGCUAGAAGWYGCAUGGGAAGGUCCCUAUACAGUUCUGYCUAAGAUWUCUGARGUGACKUAUUUAGUGGGAGAAAACUUYGAGGGAGGGAGAUGUAAAAAGUUACAUGUAAACAUGUUAAAGCCUUAUCACUCAAGGGCUAAUGUGAUUAUGCAAGUCUCCCAAGAGACAGAURGAGCGGUUUCAUUGUCUGGUUGGGGGAAGGUGUGUUCUGAUUGUACCCUGCCUUCUGUGGAGGAAAAUACAAACCUCACAGCGCCACAGAAAAAGCAGCUGCAAGAUCUAUUACACCAGUAUAGAGAGGUAUUUUCUAACAUACCUGGGAGAACUAAUUUAGCCUGUCAUCMUAUCAACACAGGGACAGCUAAUCCCAUUUCAUCUUCACCAUACCGUGUAACAGGGGAGCGGGCCAAGUUAAUCCCAAAAGAGAUUCGGGAGAUGUUACAUCUUGGUUUGAUAGUCCCAUCAAGUAGCCCAUGGUCAUCUCCCAUUAUUUUAGUUCCUAAACCGGACAACACUAUUAGGUUUUGUGUUGAUUAUGGUAAAUUAAAUCAGGUCACUGUUUUGGAUGUUUAUCCUAUGCCAAGAAUAAAUGAACUUAUUGAGACCAUAGGAUCAGCCCAGUAUAUAACAAUUUUAGACCUGAGAAAAGGGUAUUGGCAGGUCACUAUGAAUCCCGAGGAUCAGGAGAAAACUGCUUUUAUUACACAGGAUGGUUUAUAUCAUUGUUUGGUUCUUCCUUUUGGCUUAAAAAAUGCACCAGCAACUUUCCAAAGGUUAUUUGACCAAAUGUUAGCAGGAAUGAAAGAUUUUGUCCAGGCGUAUAUAGAUGAUCUGUCUGUCUAUAGUCAAACGUGGGAGCAGCACCUGGAACACUUGGGGAAGGUGUUGAGUAGGUGAAAUACCUUGGCCAUGUGGUCGGAGGUGGAACCAUAUUGCCAGAUAUGGACAAGGUGCAAGCCAUAAGGG
Molecule: messenger RNA, 1718 nt
Organism: Anolis sagrei ordinatus
Lineage: Eukaryota; Metazoa; Chordata; Lepidosauria; Squamata; Anolidae
Source: RefSeq, a predicted model, not a curated record